AUGGUAAUGACGGUGGUAAUACAGAUGGCGGUGAUUCCACGGAUGGCUCUAAUGCCGGUGGGCAGCCCAUCAUAGUUACGUCUGAUGAGUGUCCCGUAGGACCAAACAAGACAAAGCCAAUCGGUUGUGAUGGAGGACCCGUUCCAGUAGGCUUCCCAGGUAUAGCCGGGCCACCCGGUAGAGAUGGAAGGAUAGGACCAGCUGGACCAUCAGGACAAACCGGACAAACAGGACCCCAAGGAGCCGAUGGAAAAACUGGUUCAACAGGUCCAACUGGUCCAACUGGAGAUCAGGGAGCCACUGGUGUCCAGGGGGAGAAGGGGGAUGCUGGUGAGACGGGUGCUACAGGUCAAACAGGCCCUCAGGGUAUUCAGGGAGCAGCAGGAGAACGAGGUUUCCAAGGUAUACAGGGUCAAACUGGAGCCACCGGAGCACGUGGACAGACUGGAUCAGUUGGGCCUGCUGGUGCCAACGGAGCUAAUGGAUCACAGGGUGCACAAGGUGGUGUUGGUGCUCCUGGAGCUCAAGGUAACCCUGGACCAAGAGGUCCUGCGGGAGUACAGGGACAACAGGGCGUACGUGGACCAGAAGGCCCAACAGGACCUCAGGGAAUACAGGGAGAAACUGGUGCUACUGGAGGCAGAGGUAACCAAGGUAGCCAGGGAGAUCCUGGACCUCAGGGAGAUCAAGGUGAUCGAGGUGAUACUGGAGCUACUGGUCAAACUGGACAAACUGGUCGCGAUGGUCAAAGAGGACUUACUGGACAGCGUGGACCAACUGGAGCCACAGGACAAACUGGAAACACAGGAUCUCAAGGUCAACGAGGUCUAACUGGAGCUACUGGAGCAAGAGGAUUUGAGGGAGCAACUGGCAUAACAGGCCCCGCCGGACCCACUGGUCCAGAAGGACAAGCUGGACCGAGAGGAGUCCAAGGAAUAGCAGGAGCAACAGGCCCAACUGGUGCACAAGGAGAAAGAGGACCCGCUGGUCCCAUUGGAUCAACUGGUAGAGAUGGUCUCACGGGAUCAACAGGAGCUAGAGGACCACAGGGUGAAACUGGUGCAACAGGACAAAUUGGGCGCACUGGUGAAACUGGUGCUACGGGGCAGGUAGGCGAAACUGGAGCAACUGGUCCUUCAGGCCCACAAGGAGACAGAGGCGCUACAGGCCUAAUAGGUGCAACUGGAGAAAGAGGUGUGCAAGGCCGCUUGGGGGCUACUGGACCCGCAGGUAAUGAUGGUGCAACAGGCGCUACAGGUGCAAGAGGAGAAAACGGAGCCACUGGAGCCACUGGUCCAAUGGGUGGCACUGGAGGUACUGGCGCACAGGGAGCCACUGGAAACGCUGGAGCAACAGGAGCAAGAGGGCAAACAGGAUUAACUGGUGCCACUGGAGUUCAAGGGGAAAUCGGUAAAACAGGAGCAACAGGGCAAACAGGAGGCGUUGGGGCUACUGGUGCACGUGGAUUCGAUGGAGAACGUGGACUUCAAGGAUACAUGGGAGCUACUGGUGAACAAGGUAUCCAAGGUAUUCAGGGUGUCAUGGGAGCCACUGGUCGCGCUGGACCAACUGGAGCAACUGGACGCGUAGGACCUGCUGGACCACAAGGUGCUCAGGGAGAUGUAGGUUCCACUGGACAACAAGGAGAAAGAGGAGAUACUGGUUCAACUGGAAGGGCUGGAGCUACUGGUCCAACUGGUCGAUCUGGACCUGUUGGUGCAACUGGACUCGUUGGAGCAACUGGUUUAACUGGAGCCACUGGAAGGCAAGGUAAUGUUGGGGAAACAGGAGCCACUGGCGCGCUAGGACCCAGAGGUUUGACUGGUGCUACAGGAAGUAUGGGUGCAACAGGGCCAAGUGGGCGUACUGGGCAAACAGGAGCAACUGGAGAAAGAGGUUCGUUAGGUUUAACUGGUGCAACUGGACCAAGAGGAUUCCAAGGAGAGCAAGGUAUUGCAGGUCCCAGAGGUCAAUUGGGCUUAACAGGUUCUACUGGUCCAACUGGUCCACAGGGAGAACGUGGUUUUCAAGGAGAACAAGGACCGCGAGGAUUUGUGGGAGCUACAGGAAACCAAGGUAUUCAGGGUAUUCAGGGAGAAACUGGGGCAACUGGACAAAUAGGGGCAACAGGACGAUUAGGAUUAACUGGCGCUACAGGGCAAACUGGAGCCGCUGGACAAACAGGAGCAACAGGUGCACAGGGUAUCCAAGGAGAGACAGGAUCAAGAGGUGACACUGGGCUAACUGGAGGAACUGGUGCCCAAGGUAUCCAAGGUGAAACGGGAGCAACAGGAUCACGUGGUAUUCAGGGACCUGCCGGUGCAAGAGGACCACAGGGUGCUCAGGGAGCAGCUGGUGCCACUGGAGUUCAGGGUGAAAGAGGAGAUACCGGUUCACAAGGAAAUCAGGGAAUCCAAGGAGAGCAGGGUAUUCAGGGUGUACAAGGAGAGACUGGAUCCACUGGAGUCAGAGGUUUAAGAGGUGAAACUGGAGCCACUGGAGUCAGAGGACCACAAGGGACCGUGGGUGCAGUUGGUGCUACUGGGGCACAAGGAGAAACAGGGUCACCCGGUGUGGUCCAAGACAUUGACGAGUGUGGUUGCGAUAAUGGAGGAUGUGAACAACUAUGUAUCAACACCUUCCUCGGUUUCUACUGCGCAUGUGAAAAUGGAUACAGCCUCGAUGAUAACUGCUUCAACUGCACUAACAUUAACGAGUGCGAGAGCAACAAUGGAGGAUGCCAACACAAUUGUUCAGACACAGAGGGCAGUUACGACUGCAGUUGCAAUGGAAAGGGAUUCGUAUUGGCUGGAGACCAUCACUCAUGCUUAGACGUAAACGAGUGCACAACUCAGCCAUGUGAGACCAAUGAGUUUUGCGUCAACGGGGUUGGUAGCUAUGAGUGCAUCCCUGCCUACGAUGUGUCCGGAGACAGCAGUAACGCACAACCACAAAUAUUUAAUGGCAAAAAUCAAGCAGAAUUCCAAGAUGAACUUCAAACACUCGAGGCGCAAAUUGGAAGUCAAAAUAUGACAGUCCAGAUCCUCGUGGUCGUGGUAGCGUUCGUUGCCGUAGCGCUGUGCGUUACACUCGGCGUCGUUAUCCGACGCUGGAGGAGAACCAACACCGCCAGUAGUCAAAACGGUGAUUUAUCUAGUGUAGACACUAUAUCAGCUGUCAGCGACGUGACGGCAGAUGAUUCAACGUCCCAAGAUAUUGAUGACGUAGAGGUAUCAGUAGAGAGAAUAUAGAUGGCGCUGGAUGCAACAGUUGUCUACGGAGAUGGCCGCCAUUAAUAAUCAGCCAGUUUCGUAUUUUGCGACAGACUUUCUUAUAAUGGUCAUUAUAUUGUCCACCAAUGAAACAAUAGAACGAAUAGGACGAUAGUAUGUUAAUCUGGUUGUGUGACUGUGUUCAUUACAAUAGAUAUAUAUGUUAAAUUGUUUGUAGUUGAGAAUGGUAACUAGGUGUAGCAUUUGCAACUACAACUUGUACAUGUAGGAUUUAUAUUCUAUCUUUAACCAUACGCUAAUUUGAUAACACUGGUUUUCAUUUCCUGUGAUAUAUGUCAUAUUUCCGGUUACCAUAAUCAUAUAUUCCUCGAAUCUCUAGCUUUACUUGAGACAAUGCAAGUUGUAUAUAUAUGUUUUAGUCUAGCAUCAGUUUUGCAUGCAUCAAUAUAUAGAAAUCACUUAGAUGAUAUACGGGUGUAUAGUUUCUGAGGACGAAUAGUGUUUUUUACGAUUGUAUGCUUAACUGAAUUUAGGAGGACAUUUGGACUUGUCAUAUACGUACACUCCACUCCAUAUAUCUAGAAACAUACCAAUUGUUGUGUUAUAAUUGUCACACAUUUGCAACACGAGCAUCAACAUCUAAUGAAGAGAGUGUAUUUAGAUUAAGCCCCACAUUUAGGAUAAGGCCUCACAUUACUUGAAGUAUUAUAUAAAAUACGCCUGUAAAUAACGAUAUGAAAUAACAUCUUGUAUAGGUUUUGCCAAACACUGAAUGGAAACUCUGACAUGAGAGUCCCCAUAUCUUCAUAGUAACUCGUUCAGUGCGUUUCUGUCCUGAUAGCACUGAACAAAAUGCUCAGAGGAGGAAAAGUCCAAAGAAGUUCUAUAGCUUUUUUCCAUUGAGUGAACUCAUGGACUUGGGACUUUUUAUGCAAGCUCAAUUUCGCACUUAACAGUAUAUAGAAGCAUUGUUUUAAAAGCAUUAAAAAAGAUCAAGUUUGAUCUUCAAAAUCACUACUUAGUGGCUUUCAUUUUUAUUAUUUGUUAAAUAAAUAAAGAUAUAUUUCAAAAUUGUAUUUAUAUGAUACAGAUAUGUACAUUGUAUAUUAGAAUAAUAUAAUAUAAAACUAAUCAUUCCAAAUAAAUAUUGGCGUUGUUAUGGAAACCAGUUAUUUUGUAUGUGUAUGAAAAUCGUUAUGCACGAUGGUUACUAUAGAGAUAGCAUAUACAUGUCAGGAACAUGAAUUCAAACAUAACCAUGCUAUAUCAGAAUCUCUCAUUCAAUUUAAUGCAGCAUAACCGUUUUUGAGGAAUAUAUCAUUAAAAAAUCUAAACUUCCAGGAAAUAUCCCUAAGCACCAAUUGUCAGAAAAAAUAAAAUAAUAUAAAGAAUC
Messenger RNA from Owenia fusiformis, 4626 nucleotides. The record is from the annotation of a GenBank genome assembly. NCBI's taxonomy places the organism in Eukaryota, Metazoa, Annelida, Polychaeta, Sabellida, Oweniidae.